CGAUAAAUUUCAAUUCCCUAAACUCAUAGUAAGGUUGAAGCUCUCUCGCCAUGACCAUGACUAUGAGGAUUCAAUUCAUCCAAUUGUCGUGCCUCUCUUUCCGUUUCAAAUCACAAAUAAUUCCAAACUUUAUAUCUUGUUAAUUACACCUACUCUAUUCAUUCAUUCACCUUGUGUUUCUUCGUUCAUUCCAUUAUUUCUGAAAAAAUGCAACUUGAUCUUGAAUCGUUGUCUGAAGCUACUUCUGGGGCUAUUGGAUCCCUUGUUAGCACCACCGUCUUAUACCCACUUGAUACUUGCAAAACUAAAUAUCAAGCUGAAGUUCAAGCCAGCCAUCAAAGAAAAUACAGGAGAAUUUCUGAUGUUUUAUGGGAAGCAAUUUCUAAACGUCAAGUGCUUUCAUUGUACCAAGGCUUGGGGACAAAAAAUGUCCAAUCCUUCGUUUCGUCCUUUAUUUAUUUCUAUGGUUAUAGCUACUUUAAGAGACUAUAUUUGGAAAAAAGUGGAAACAAGAACAUUGGAACAGCAGCAAACUUGAUUGCCGCUACUAUGUCUGGCGUCUGUACAAUACUAAUAACACAGCCCUUAGAUACAGCAUCCUCAAGGAUGCAGACAAGUGAAUUUGGAAAAUCCAAGGGACUCUGGCAGACCUUAUCAGAGGGGACCUGGAGUGAUGCAUUUGAUGGUCUUGCCAUAUCUAUUCUUUUAACAACAAACCCAUCUAUUCAGAUUUUUAUCCUCCAACAGUAUACUGCAUUCGAUCAGCUGAAACACAGACUACUAAAGGGAAAGAUGAGCAAGAAAACCGAUGCAAAGUCAUCCCCGGAAUCACUUUCUGCCUUCUCUGCUUUCAUGCUAGGUGCAGUUUCAAAAUGUGCUGCUACAUGCUUGACAUACCCAGCUAUCAGGUGUAAAGUCACUAUUCAGGCAGCUGAUUCAUAUGAUAAUAAGAGUACAGAAGCUGAAAAGAAGGCGCAGAGGACAAUCUCUGGAGCACUCUAUACUAUUUGGAAAAGAGAAGGCCUUUUGGGAUUUUUCAAUGGAUUGCAGGCACAGAUAUUGAAAACUGUUCUCAGCUCUGCAUUACUUCUGAUGGUAAAGGAGAAGAUCACAAAGUCGACAUGGAUUCUGAUGCUCAUCAUUGGAAGAUACUUCUCUACUGCCAAUCCCCCCAAAUUGAAAGAAUCUUGAAUUUGUGAUGAAUAGAUUAUAAAUAAUAUCUCAUUUAAGCAUAUGCAAAAAUUGGCUUUGUUUGCUAUGGAGGUAAAGAGCGGCAGGUGCAAUGAACGUAAGUGUUGCUGGCGGUUAAGAUCGUGUUUCUAAAAUAGGGAUGCGAAAAAUGAAAAUUCAAAUAAUGGUUUCUUCUUCUCUGAUAAUAUGAUUUUCUGUCAUCAAGGCUUCAGCCUUGAAGUAGACUUGCAUUAGCCAUUUUUUUAGUAGUUUUGUAUUAUGUUAUGCACUUCCGAUCAUUUGGCGAAUGCCGAAUUUCCAAGCUCAAAAAUGAUAUUAUUGAUAACAAUGACAACAA
Medicago truncatula (barrel medic) is the source of this 1528-nucleotide messenger RNA. RefSeq names its product peroxisomal adenine nucleotide carrier 1. Gene Ontology annotation, biological process: fatty acid beta-oxidation; ATP transport; peroxisome organization. Bases 208 to 1191 code for a protein of 327 amino acids. The record is from RefSeq and is a predicted model, not a curated record. NCBI's taxonomy places the organism in Eukaryota, Viridiplantae, Streptophyta, Magnoliopsida, Fabales, Fabaceae. Gene Ontology annotation, molecular function: ATP transmembrane transporter activity; ADP transmembrane transporter activity. Gene Ontology annotation, cellular component: peroxisomal membrane. The transcript is spliced from 5 exons.